Sitophilus oryzae (rice weevil) is the source of this 1994-nucleotide messenger RNA. RefSeq names its product putative nuclease HARBI1. NCBI's taxonomy places the organism in Eukaryota, Metazoa, Arthropoda, Insecta, Coleoptera, Curculionidae. The record is from RefSeq and is a predicted model, not a curated record. The transcript is spliced from 4 exons. The coding region runs from base 439 to 1509 and encodes 356 amino acids.
CCGUGAACUUCUUGGAAUUUAUUCGGCUGUAAAAUAUUUCAAAUAUUUGUUAGAAGGCCGUAAUUUCCAAAUAUUCACCGACCACAAACCACUCACAUACGCUUUUCGACAAAAAUCUGACAAAGCUUCACCACGCCAAACACGUCAUCUUGAUUAUAGGUUCGUUCCAACCUGCAAUAAUAUUACGGUAAUAUUAUCGUUAGUAAUUGCGUUAAUGCGCCUGCGCGAGCGAAACCGGUUAAGUUACUAGGAUGAACUUAUAAACUGGUUGGAACGUUUUUAGAACUGGGAAUACUGGGAUGGAAAGUAAACAGCUGGGCUGGCAACACAAUAACAAUAACCUAAAAAAUAUUCAUCCCAAGUUCCCGAGGUUCCCGAGCAACCCGAGCGUCUUGUUCUUUUCUUUUUUGUCCUUUAGUUUUUGUGCCGGCGUCCAUAAUGGCAGUAAAUUAUUUGUUUAAUGUUUCUUCUUCAGAAGAUGAAGAUUUGGAUUUUCUUGGGGAUAUUGCCACAAGAAAUGAGAAUUUCCUAGAAGAAACAGUUUUAAAUUAUUCGGAAGAAGAAUUUUUUUCUAACUUCCGAGUAUCCAGACAUGUGGCAACUGAACUUAGAGACUCAUUUGAAGGGAGUGAGUAUUAUAAGAAUGAUAGUGGUCAAUUUGGAAAAAUUUCUGCUCACAAUCAUAUAUUAAUAUUUUUGUGGUUUAUUGGGCAUGAAGCUGCGAGUUUUGCAGAUGUGUCCGAUAGAUUUAACAUAACAAAGUCAUCCCUAGAAAGGAUUAUACAAAGAGUGUCCGUGUUCCUUAGCAAUUUGGCCCCUCAAGUCAUAGUUUGGCCUAAUGCAGCUGAAAAACUAGAAAUUGCUGAACAUUUCCAAGCCAAUGGGUUUCCCAAUAUUAUUGGUGCCAUUGAUGGAUCUCACCUGAAAAUUGAUAAGCCGGAGAAUGACCCGGAUUCAUACAUUAACAGAAAGGGUUAUUAUUCUGUUCAAAUGCAAGUUGUUUGUGAUCAUACACUUAAAAUUAGGGAUGUAUUUAUUGGAUAUCCUGGUUCAGUCCACGAUAGUAGGGUAUAUCGAAACUCUUCUCUGAGCCAAACACUUGCAGAAAAAUGUGGACAAUAUUUUCUCCUUGGAGAUAGUGGUUACCCACUUUGUGCUAAUCUUUUGACACCUUUCAAGGACCGAGGACAAUUGACAGAGGAACAAACUCGUUAUAAUGUGAGAUUAGCAAGAAAUCGCUAUGUAAUUGAGCACUGUUUUGGAGUACUAAAACAGAAAUUUAGACAAAUGUACCAUAUAAAAUUGCGGAAAAUGGAGUACAUAGUACAUCUCAUAAGGGCAGCUUGUGUUUUGCACAAUAUUGCUUUGGCAGAUGAGUUUCUGGAAGAAAUUGAAGUGCUACCUGUAGAUAUGCCCCAUGUUAUAGAUGAUCCUGAUGAUGAAAUGGAUUUGGAUGGUGAUCGAGAUGCACAAAGAGCUAGAAAUUUUGUUGUAAAUAAUUUACAUUAAAAGUACUGUUUAUAAUAUUUUUCAAAAUAAAUUUUUUUUAAUUAUUUUGUCAAAGUCUAUCACAAACUUCAAUAUCAAAUGAAACAUGCAAAUUUUUAUUUAAAAAAAAAUAAACAAAUAGAGAUUCAUUAAUAUCAAAUUAAAAAACAACAAAAUAAAUAACUACCAUAAAUUAACAAAUAGGAACUCUUAACUUAUGUAAUUAAAGAAAAACAAAUAAAUAAAUCAAUACUCCCUAUAGGGUUUCAUAUAUAUGACAAUUGCACUUUUUUGUUAAAAGAAUAUUGUUUCUCUCUUUUUCAAUUUCAUUUCUCUCUCUCUCAAUUUCAUUUCGUUCACGAAGCAAACUUAAUUGGUCUUGAUGAACCUGUUGAAGAAACCGAUUUCUGUUUUCUUGGUAAGAAAGCCGGUCCUCUCGGAUCUGCUGUAGUACUGUUUUCCUGGUCUUCCUUCUUAUCACUUUUUUUGGUGUUUCAGCAGUUUCU